AUGCGCUCUCAGGGCUGUGGGCUCUCUGCGCUGUUGCUGCUGCUGCUGCGGCUGCUCCCGGGGCCGCUGCCCGGCCGGGCUGGCCCCGGAGCGUUGUCCGAGCUGCGGGUCCGGGUGCGGCUGCCCGAUGGGCAGGUGACGGAGGAGAGUCUGCAGGCGGACAGCGGCGCCGACUGCAUCAGCCUGGAGCUGCGCAAAGGGGACGGGACCCUCAUCACCCUCACCGCUGACUUCCGACAGGAGGUGAAGAUUUUCCAUGCUCUGAUCCUGGGGGAGCUGGAGAGGGGCCAAAGCCAGUUCCAGGCGCUCUGCUUUGUCACACGGCUUCACCGCAACGAGAUCAUCCCCAGCGAGUCCAUGGCAAAGCUGCGGCAGAAAAACCCCAAGACGGUACGGCAGGCGGAGGAGGUGCGUGGGCUGGAACAUCUCAACAUGGACGUAGCGGUCAACUUCAGCAAAGGGGCCCAGCUGAGCCCCCACAUUCACAACGUCUGCUCAGAGGCCAAAGAGGCUAUUUACACCCGAGAAGAAGACGUUAAAUUUUGGCUGGAGAAAGGGGUGGAUGGCUCCAUGUUCGAGGUCUUGCCGCAGUCGGCCGACCUGCCCGACUUGCAGCGCUGCAAGCUGUGCUUGGACCACUGGAAGCCCUGCAUCUGCAGCUACUCGCUGAGCAUCGAGUGGUACCCGUGCAUGCUCAAGUACUGCAAGAGCCGUGAUGCCAGUGGCAAGGUCUCCUCUUACAAGUGCGGCAUCCGCAGCUGCCAAAAGGGCUACAGUUUUGAUUAUUACGUGCCACAGAAGCAGCUGUGCCUAUGGGACGAGGAGACCUAGCAGGCCCUGGCCAGGCCUUUCCAAGCGGCAUCUCUUCUGCCUCCCGCUGUGACGCUCUGGGUGGAGCUGGCUGCCUGGAGGGGGAGAUGGGCCGUGGAGAUGCCUUGUGCCAUGAAGGAUUUGUGUAUGCCUCUUUCCUUCCCACUCCCCUGGGCGCCCUAAUGCUGCCUCACAUUGUGAAAACUGGCUCAGCUUGCCAUGUAUUAAGAGUGCCCUGCCCACCUCCUAUGGGCAUCACUCACCUAUGGCAAUCUGGGACCGGAAGGAGGUUGGGGGAGGAGUUUUCAUGGGGUGGAAGGGGUUCGUUUUGAUCUAGCAGGUUUGCCCAGCUCUGGGGAAGAGACGGAUGAGCUGAGGUGUCGGUGCCAGGAUAGAGCCUCUUCAAGGGGGGACCCAUUUUAACUGUAGCCUCUCCACCACCAAAAUGUGACCCUGGUGCUUUGUCUUAAAGCCACUAGACGAGGUGGAGCUCUGACCUCUUCCCUGCCUCUUGGACCUUCCAGCUAAACCAGAGCAGUGUUGGCCACCAAAGUGGGGCCAGAUGGUUUGUGGGGUCACUCCCAA
This is a messenger RNA of Gopherus flavomarginatus (Mexican gopher tortoise), 1395 nucleotides long. RefSeq names its product out at first homolog (gene OAF). The record is from RefSeq and is a predicted model, not a curated record. Bases 1 to 831 code for a protein of 276 amino acids. The transcript has 4 exons. Lineage: Eukaryota; Metazoa; Chordata; Testudines; Testudinidae.